GUGGAGGCACGUAGUAAAUAAACUGAAUGAAUACUGGAGCAUUCUUCUGUAACUUCUACGAGUCAGACGGAUAUGCUUUCUCAAAACUUUAAUUCGACGUAUUUUUUUCUGGGUGGUGUCGAUUGCAGCUGUCAGGCUUUGGAUACUCGUAAAUAGCCGAGCAAGCUGUCGUUUACGCCGAGCUAAACGUUUGCUUUGCAUGUUUUGACGUUAGGUAACAUAGCAAACCUCAGUCAGUUACUUCAGUGAGGUCAUACCAGGCCUUUUCUGACAGAAAGAAAAUUAAGAAACCUUUAAUUAAGGGACUGAAUACCAGAAAGACCGUAAACGUAAGAACAUUUCCUUUCAGGCACAUAUCUAGCCUGUAUCUGAUGAAUAGAGAGAGGGCUGUGGUGUUGUCCUUUCGUUACUGGCAGUGACCUAACGUUCUUUUAAAACGUCUUUUGGCGCGAACGUUCAUUCAUCGCUCGCGGGACUGUGUACGCAUCAGUAGAGCAUCUGUGGCCAGUGCCACCAGCUCAGCAAACCCAAAUCUCCAGAUUCAGCAUAGUGCUAAAGCAGGCCAGGACGAGUGCGCUGCUUAUCAUCAGCUAGCUGCGUCGCAUGACUUACAGCAGUUAGCUUUCACAUGAAUCUACGUUGGCCUUGAUGCAUGGUUGGAAGUAAUAUUAUUUGAUCAGGAUCAGUAGACAUGUCGGAAACGAGUAAAGAGUUCGUGGAUCUGGUGUGGGGUAGACCCAGUGGCGGUGGGGUGUCAGCAUCUCUAUUCCGCAGGUGGUCUCAAGGUCUUGUUUUCAGUGAUUCAGAACGCAGUGCACUGGAGCAGUUUGAAGGAGGGCCAUGUGCUGUCAUAGCACCUGUGCAGGCUUUCCUGUUGAAGAAUAUUCUGUUUAACACUGAGGGCUCAAACUGGAGCGAUAUCUCAGAGGAAGAGCAACGGAUGGUCCUGUGCUCCACGCUCAGUGAGAUCCUGGAGUCAGCCUGCCUCAAUAAGACACAGGCCUUUCACCUGGCCACCUGGCCUCGUGCUAAGACCACAGACAGCUCUAACAUCCCAGACAGCCACCCGGAGCCCGAGUCCAGUCAGCCUACAGACACACAGACUGCAUUGGCUGCUGAGGAGCUUGGCUUUGAGAGGUUUCACAGUGUCAUACAGAAAUGGACUCUCAGGACUGUUGCUGAGAUGAGAGAGGCUGUGUUGUCAAUGUAUGAUACUUGGAGGAACACAUUUGGGGUUCUGUUAUUCCUGUACUCUGUCAUACUUACAAAGGGGAUUGAGAACAUAAAGAAUGAGAUAGAAGACACCUCUGAACCUCUGAUUGACCCGGUGUAUGGUCAUGGCAGCCAAAGUCUAAUCAACCUACUGGUGACAGGCCAUGCUGUGUCCAAUGUGUGGGAUGGUGAUAGAGAAUGUUCUGGAAUGAAGCUUCAUGGCAUCCACCGGCAAGCCUCUGUUGGGUUCCUCACGCUAAUGGAGUCACUGCGCUAUUGCAAGGUUGGUGCAUUUCUCAAAUCUCCAAAGUUCCCUAUUUGGAUCCUUGGCAGUGAGACUCAUCUCUCAGUAUUCUUCACUAAGGAGAUGGCUUUGGUGGCCCCUGAAUCCCCAUCAGAACAGGCCAGAAGAGUCUUCCAGACCUUUGACCCUGAAGAUAACGGGUUCAUUCCAGACACUUUGCUUGAAGAUGUUAUGAAAGCUUUGGAUCUUGUCUCAGAGCCAGACUAUGUGAAUCUGAUGAAGAGUAAAUUGGAUCCAGAGGGGUUGGGCAUUAUUCUGUUGGGUCAGUUUCUGCUGGAGUUUUUCCCUGAUCAGGAUUCAGUGAUUCCAGACUCAUUUCCUGUAUAUCACUAUAAUGGUCUAAAGCAGUCCAACCACAAUGAGAAGGUAAGUUACGUUGAGGGCACUGCUUUGGUCAUGGGUUUUGAGGACCCUAUGGUACGCACAGACGACACCCCAGUCAAACGCUGUCUACAGACCAAAUGGCCCUACAUCGAGCUCCUGUGGACCACAGAGAGGUCGCCCUCACUGAAUUAAGCUUUAAUCUCUAACCUUUCACCUGCCAACUUUUGCCUGCAAAGCCCGAUAACUUAAGGAAAGCUGAACCGUCAUAGGUCUCCUCACACUCUGCACUACAUUUAGGGGGCCAACACAGGGCCUGAAGUUGAACUGAGAGAUGAUGCCCUUCACCCGGCACUGACACUAAAGCUCUUCUCUGCUUUUUACACAUCUCAACUGGCUUGUACAUUUGAUUAUUGGGCUAAUUGUGUGCUUAAAGCCCUGAAGUUAUGUGUUGGUUUUGUUUGUAAUCUGUUAUGUAUACCAAAUGUAUUGUGAUUUUGCAGAUGUUCAAAUUAUUUUGUCAAAUUUCUACAUGUUUUGGUUUACUGCUCUGAAAAGAUCUGCCCUUUGAACUAGCACACCGACUGUGAUAAUCUUUUGAAUAAUUUAUGGAAUUGUUUAUAUAGAGUUUUUUUUUUUUGUGAUUGAUUGAUUGAUGAUUAAAUGUAAGUGGUUGUGAAUAUUUAAGGGAUUAUUUGACCAAAGCAUCUGGUUGCAGAUAGUGUGUGUGUGUGUGUGUGUGUGUGUGUGUGUGUGUGUGUGUGUGUGUGUGUGUGUGUGUGUGUGUGUGUGUGUGUGUGUGUGCUGCGCGUGCGUGCGUGUGUCUGUCUGCGCGUGCGUGUGCACAUUUGCAUGUUUUCGCUCGUUUGUGUGUGUUCGUGCUAGAGGGAGAGAGAGAGAGAGAAAUAGUCAGCUGAGGGGUUAUGUUCUACAACACUGUUCUGGCCCUGGGAGGAAGAUUGACAAAAUAAUGCACUACAACUACAUGCUGGGUACCAAAAGACAGUUGGGAGGAUAGGAGAGGGUGAUUUUAAUAUUUAUCUUUGAAGUCUCUGGAAUGACACUAUGAUUCUCUGCAUGAGAGAAGAAUAAAGAUGUUCACCCUUUAUUUGUUCUCAUCCUGAUAGUUCAUUCAA
Xyrauchen texanus (razorback sucker) is the source of this 2973-nucleotide messenger RNA. RefSeq names its product MINDY lysine 48 deubiquitinase 3 (gene mindy3). NCBI's taxonomy places the organism in Eukaryota, Metazoa, Chordata, Actinopteri, Cypriniformes, Catostomidae. Gene Ontology annotation, biological process: protein K48-linked deubiquitination. Gene Ontology annotation, molecular function: cysteine-type deubiquitinase activity; K48-linked deubiquitinase activity. Bases 692 to 2032 code for a protein of 446 amino acids. The transcript has 15 exons. The record is from RefSeq and is a predicted model, not a curated record.